Anoplophora glabripennis (Asian longhorned beetle) is the source of this 927-nucleotide messenger RNA. Its product is annotated as stromelysin-1-like. Gene Ontology annotation, biological process: extracellular matrix organization; collagen catabolic process; proteolysis. Gene Ontology annotation, molecular function: metalloendopeptidase activity; zinc ion binding. Gene Ontology annotation, cellular component: extracellular matrix. The record is from RefSeq and is a predicted model, not a curated record. The coding region runs from base 1 to 927 and encodes 308 amino acids. Lineage: Eukaryota; Metazoa; Arthropoda; Insecta; Coleoptera; Cerambycidae. The transcript is spliced from 2 exons.
AUGUGGUCUGUGUCAACUUUAACGUUCAAGAAAAUACCUAUUAUUGACGAGGCGGAUAUUCUUAUACAUUACGCCCCACGUUCCCACAAUAACCACUGGAAGUGUAUGAAAGGAGGUUGUCAGUUCCCUUUUGAAAGUCCCGGAGUAAGAUUGGCUCAUGCAUAUUUUCCUAUAAUCAAUGAUAAGUGUAGAGAAAUUCAUUUGGAUUUGGAGGAACGGUGGUAUGAAUGUUUAGAGCCGGGCCCUGCUGGUACAGUAGCUUUACUUCCUGUUCUUAUGCAUGAAAUCGGAUACACUUUAGGCUUGUCGCAUACUACCGACGUUAAUGCUAUAAUGUAUGCCUGGUUCAAAACGGUCUAUUCUCUUGGAGAAGACGAUGUACAUGGCAUUCAAUUUUUAUAUGGCGCUCCGUUAAGUACUACUACGCAUACCCCGACCACCUCAAUACUAAAAGUGGAGUCAAUAAACCCCCCUACAACAACAAGUCCGUCACCUAGAUUGUGUGACGUUAAGAAACCUGGAAAAAUGUUGAUAACAUCUAAUCACCAUUUUUAUAUUUUCAACGGGGAGGUAUUAUGGGUCGUUGAGUUAAAAAACUAUAGCUAUGGACCAGCAGUUAGAAUCUCGUCAUAUACGGUUAUAACACCUAUCGAUUUUAUUUAUCAAAGGCCAAACGAGGAGUUUGUCGUUAUUUCGGGUGUUUAUUACUAUAUAGUAGAGUUUCCCAGCUUCCGCAUCAAACAUGGAUACAAAAAGAUCCCCCUAACAUCGUUAGGGCUAAAAGACGUUGUUAAGGUACACGAUAACCCUCCAGAGGUCUAUGACCUCUUACAUAGAUCGGUGCAUGGUAUAUGCAGCGUCUCGUUCACCGCUACUAUCAGGAUGUGUCUGCCACUAAUUACUGUUAGGUACCCUAAAGAGCCUUGA